Messenger RNA from Laetiporus sulphureus 93-53, 852 nucleotides. RefSeq names its product kinase-like protein. The transcript is spliced from 4 exons. The coding region runs from base 1 to 852 and encodes 283 amino acids. Lineage: Eukaryota; Fungi; Basidiomycota; Agaricomycetes; Polyporales; Laetiporaceae. The record is from RefSeq and is a predicted model, not a curated record. Gene Ontology annotation, molecular function: protein kinase activity; ATP binding. Gene Ontology annotation, biological process: protein phosphorylation.
AUGCAAAAAAGGCUGCAUGACUGCGCUUUGCAGAGUUUCUAUAAAGAGGCGGCUGCUUGGAGUCACCUCAACGAUCCGUAUAUCGUGCCGUUUCUGGGAGUGACUACCAUCAAAUCCCGAUUGGGCCUGGUUAUUGACUUUAUGGAGCACGGUACGCUGAAGUCAUACUUAGUAAAGCACCCGAAAAGUGAUCGACAUCGAUUGCUUCUUGAGGUCACAUUGGGACUGCACUAUCUGCAUGAGCGCAAAAUAGCUCACGGAGACCUGAAGCUAAAUAACAUCUUGAUAGAUAGCAGCCGCUCCGCACGCCUAGCCGAUUUUGGACUGGCAUCGAUAGUUGACCUCACAACUGAUUCACGCUUGAGCCAUCCGCCCGUGCGGUGGACCGCACCGGAGAUUAUCGACCCAGAGAGCGCCGGUUUAGAGCAUGAUCAAGCAUCCCUACCAGCUGAUAUCUAUGCUCUGGCUAUGGUGAUGUGGGAGACGUACACCGACAGACUGCCUUUCGACGACUGCAAAUAUGACGGCUGUGUCAUAUGGAAGGUCACCAAAGGCAUCCGCCCUCAGCGUCCCAAUGAUGAAGAGAGUACAGAACGAGGGGUCUCUGAUGCUAUCUGGGUGCUGAUGGAGGAGUGCUGGGAACAAGACAGAAAUCUGCGUCCAUCGGCUGACGAGGUUAUCAAUCGCUUAAUUCAGAUCCGCUACCCACGAUGGGAGUCUGCAUACUCUGAGGUCGAUGAUAUCGCGGAGAAAUGGACAGCAGCUGUCGAAAGCUGGCGUGCGUCGCUUGCAAUCCAGGCAAUGCGCACGAACAUACGAUACACUGUAGACCUAUCCCGUCGUUUUCCGUAG